Molecule: messenger RNA, 8354 nt
Organism: Lates calcarifer (barramundi perch)
Lineage: Eukaryota; Metazoa; Chordata; Actinopteri; Centropomidae
Product: guanine nucleotide-binding protein G(o) subunit alpha
Exons: 8
Coding region: 653-1717 (354 amino acids)
Biological process (GO): G protein-coupled dopamine receptor signaling pathway; adenylate cyclase-modulating G protein-coupled receptor signaling pathway
Cellular component (GO): heterotrimeric G-protein complex
Molecular function (GO): G-protein beta/gamma-subunit complex binding; corticotropin-releasing hormone receptor 1 binding; G protein-coupled serotonin receptor binding
Source: RefSeq, a predicted model, not a curated record
UUUGACGUCAGCAACCUGUAAAUGAACGAAUGAACUAACGAAGGACCGAGCCCCUACCGGAGCUACCGGGAGGCAGUAGAGUUACAGAGCGAGUACCCGCUGGAGGAGCCAAACGGAGGAAGGUCCACUGUGAGCCGCCGUGAGAACCAAACGAUGCCAGCGCUGCUCACCGCCGCCCAUUAACACGUACUAUCGACGAGCGGAGAAGAAGAGAACCGUUACCGUGAUUUACCAACAGAGAAACAGAACAGAGACGGAGGACGGACGGACGGACGGACGGACAGACCAACACCGAGACCACGCUUGAGAAGCAAACUGCUACAAGCUGCGGAGGCUACAUCGUGUUGUUGUUUUUUUGCGCUGUGGAUCAAACCGUGUGGAUCCUUGAUUUAAAUGCUUUAACGGUGCCGUACCACCGGUUUGAGAGCGAGACAGAGGGAGCUGCCUAGAGAGUGAAAGAAAGAGACUGAGGGAUCAUAGAGGGAUCGAAGGCACCGCGCAGAAAAGGAGGAAAUAAACCAAGAUAGAAAAAAAGAAGGGUUUGCAUCCAGAUUUGUUUCCACGCACGAGUUUCAUUGAAUCCAUCUUUUUAUUGCUUUUUUCUUCCGUGGAUCCCGGUACCGGUAACGCCAUCAAGCUGUGUUCUCUAACCAUGGGAUGUACUCUGAGCGCAGAGGAGAGGGCGGCUCUGGACCGGAGCAAAGCCAUCGAGAAAAACCUCAAGGAGGACGGUCUCACCGCGGCCAAAGAUGUUAAACUGCUGCUGCUCGGGGCUGGAGAGUCAGGGAAAAGCACCAUCGUCAAACAGAUGAAAAUCAUCCAUGAGGACGGUUUCUCUGGUGAUGACGUAAAGCAGUACAAGCCUGUGGUUUACAGCAACACCAUCCAAUCUCUGGCUGCCAUCGUCCGUGCCAUGGAUACACUGGGCCUGGAGUAUGGAGACAAAGAACGCAAGGCGGAUGCCAAGAUGGUUUGUGACGUCGUCAGUCGUAUGGAAGACACGGAGCCUUACUCCGCCGAGCUGCUCUCCGCCAUGAUGCGUCUGUGGUCCGACUCCGGCAUCCAGGAGUGCUUCAGCCGCGCCCGAGAGUACCAGCUCAACGAUUCAGCGCAGUACUACCUAGACAGCCUAGAUCGGAUUGGUGCAGCAGACUACCAGCCGACAGAGCAGGACAUCCUGAGGACCCGAGUGAAGACCACAGGCAUUGUUGAGACACACUUUACCUUCAAAAACCUUCACUUCAGGCUGUUUGAUGUGGGAGGUCAGAGAUCGGAGAGGAAGAAGUGGAUCCAUUGUUUUGAGGAUGUCACAGCCAUCAUUUUCUGUGUGGCACUCAGCGGAUAUGACCAGGUGCUGCAUGAGGACGAGACCACGAACCGCAUGCAUGAAUCUCUGAAGCUCUUUGAUUCCAUCUGUAACAACAAGUGGUUUAAGGACACUUCCAUCAUCCUCUUCCUGAACAAGAAGGACCUCUUUGAAAGCAAGAUUGUCAAGUCACCACUGGCCAUCUGCUUCCCUGAAUACACUGGUCCAGACACUUACUUGGAGGGAAUAGCCUACAUUAAGUCUCAGUACGAGAGCAAGAACAAGUCCACCAACAAAGAGGUCUACUCCCACGUGACCUGCGCUACAGACACCAACAACAUCCAGUUUGUCUUUGAUGCUGUCACUGAUGUCAUCAUAGCAAAUAACCUGCGAGGCUGCGGCCUUUACUGAUGAUGCUUUGAAUGUUAGCCAGUGGUUGACGGGUGUUUGACUUGUAUAAACCCAUGUAGGUACCACAUGUUAAUAAUGUUAAUACAUGUGGUACCUAUGUGGUAUAUACCACAUAGCUUGUGUGGUCCAUGUUAGUGAUGUCAUCAUGUGACAGCCAGUCAGAUAUGUUGUGUAGGUUGUGUUCAUCAUACUGCUUAACCAUAAGGCUGACCAUCAGUCCGACCUGACUCUUAAUUAAUGAAUUGAAUGGUUGGUUGGGACUACUUUUAAUCUUUUUUUUUUUUUCUUUUUUAAUUCCUCAUGUCAGUACCUAAAGAAGAGCCAGCAGCACAUUCCAGUAACACUGUACUUCAUGUGUUUAAUUGUACUUAAACUCCAGAUCUGUUGCUGAUGUGCUGCAGAAAUCUUGCACAGUACCUACAGAUGAUUCUCCAGGGACGCAAAGUUCCUCAGACUUCUUUGUACAUAUAGCAGUGCCUUACUCAUAGAAGUAGACUGAAUGCAGUUUAAGUGCACCUCUCUCUAGGAGCAAUCCUCAAAAUGAUAUAGUGGGAAUUAUUCCUGUACCCCAAGAAUGUCUAAUUAUUUUGAAUUAAAUUUGAGCUGUUACUCUUUUAUGCCAUAGAUGUGUGCCUUAGUCUAAUGAAGGGCCAAUGUGAAACAGCUUUUAAACUAUGUUAUUCAGUGAGUACUUGUCAGAGUCAAGUUCAGUUCACUCCAAGUUUAGUUGUUCUUCAGACUUUAGAUGAUAGAAGAUUGCAUCUAGCCUGCCAAGAACAGAUUCAAAGAAAAUGCUAAAUCAUCAGACAGAAACAUAGAACUGUGUGUCAUGGGGGACCCUAUUGGCCUAGUGGUUAAGGCACAUGCUCUGUAACUGCUACAUCCCCAUUUUGAUUCUAGCCAGGGACCUUUGCUGCACACACAUCCUGUGUUUCUGUGAGACAAGUUAGCUUUUGUCGCGUUGUGAUAUUUGUUUUGAAGAUCCUGCUCAGAUGAAUGUGGUAUGCUGUUAGUCAUGCCCUUUGAUAAAUGCAUACAUAAAUAAAAGACAUUAUGAACUAAAUCAUAAUAGAUAAAUACAGAAAAAAUAGAUGAACUAAUCAUCAAACUGAUAUUUAACUCGUUACAAUGAACAUAACCACAGCAACACUUUUAUUGAAAUUAAUAUCUAUUUCGUAGCAGUUUGUGAGUCUGAUAAGACGGUGGCGUCAUGUGAUUUGCUGGUGAGUGAGGGUGGUAGUAAUUGUAACAAUGUUAUGAUAUUUAACAUUAUAAAAACAAGUUUUUUUUAUUUUAGAAAAUAAAAACCUGAAAUAAUGAAAAACAUAUAUUUUCAUAUUUCUAAUCUUUAAUUUCUACAUAUUAUAAGUUCAGAAUGUCUUUUUAUUAGUAUACAAUAUUCAUUAUUCAAUAUUUGCCUUUGUGAAGUUCCAUAUUAAGCAGGGUGAUGCCUUUCAACAAAAAGGACUAAUUAAUGACACCCUGUGCAUUCAUCUCAUCCCACCCUCCACUGGCCUCAGAGAAACAUGCAGAAUCAAAACAGUGUCAUGUCAGCUUCAAUAUAGCAAAGCUUCGCUCACUAAAAACCUGAGGGAGCAGAGGGAUUAUCAGGGAGAGUGGACAGUUCAAAAUGCUUAAUAUAAUGAGACCAAAAGUAAUCUCAGUUAUGAAACACAAUUGUUAUCAUAUAUAGUUUUUCUGCAGUGCCUUUUUUUCCUCGCAUUUUGAAUUGGUGCCAUUUUGAUAACCACUUCAGAUUUUAAAGGCCCAAUAGUCACACCUUAAAGUCCCUAUUUGCAGGAUUUCUGACUUUGUCAACUCCUUGUGGGACUAUCAAAAACAAUAACAACAAAAAAAGACUGUGUUGUUAAUCCAAAGCCUUGGCGCCCAUGUGUUUUAGUCUUGGAUGCAUCUCCUCAGGAGAAAGAAAUACUGUAAUUUGAAUUGUACUGUAAAAAAAAAAUAUGGACAUUUUCUUUCUUUUGCCCUUCAACCUAAAUUUAUAGUUAGCAAGGAAAUUGCUAUUUAUGGGGCUGCAUUUAUCAGCUCUGGUCAUAUUUCAGAAUUGAUUUUUCAGGCUCUCAUGUUGCAGCACGCAUGGGUCCACUAUAAAAUCACUUUAAACCAAGAGCUACAAGGGCUGGUAUGCUGACUCAACCAGACAAUUCCCAGAUAAUGCUUCAAUGGAAGCAUUGAUUUUAUAGGGCCCUAGGGCCUCAACCAUUGUGUAGGGCUGCACAGUGUAAUAUCCCCAUUGUCCACCACUCUGCCUUAAUAAGCCAGAGGUGAGCUUUGCAAGAUUGUGUGCUGGUGAGCACAUACAGUCCUCUGGGACAAGAAUGUCAAGCUUGUGACUAUUGUUUUAGCCUUGAUGUUUUGCCUUUUGCUAAAUGACUUCCAUUUCCGGUUCUUGGCUAGAUGUCCCAGAGCUGCUGUAGGAUUGAGGUUUGAUGCGGGGCACAGCUUAGUUGAAAUGAAAAUUGAUGUGUGCUAUUUGUAGGAACAGUUGGUAUUUGAGUCUCCAUAUUAAAGUCAGAGAGACGCAUGUAAUAUCAGGAAAAUAUCAUCAGCUCCUCCCUCCUCUCUUUAUAAGCGAAACUUUACAGCAUUGUAUAGACACUGAGCUCUGUUUGUCUGUGGGACUUUGUUGAAUUGACCAAAGUGAGUGUGUUUAUAGCUUUGCUGCUAUGAGUGCUCCCUGGCAAACAGAGGCAGAGAGCAUCUUUAUUUAUUUAUGAGGAAGGCAUUUGCUGUAUUCCACUUUUCCCUUCACACUCAAACAGGGAGGGCGUGUCUCCUCCCUCUGCUCAAAGUUGCGAUUUUUUUAAACAGGUGGAUGACGUCAUCAGCUCUUCCUAGCACAUCUGUGCCAACAUUUCCUAAUUAGAGACAGAGAGCUGCUUACGGCUGUUGAUCAGCCUGCUUUGUGUGUGCGUGCGUUUCUGAUUGUGUAACAGAUCGUAUAUAGUACAGGAAAGGUGUGUGUGUGUGUGUGUGUGUGUGUGUGUGUGUGUGUGUGCAUGUGAAUGCAUUUGUGCAUGUGUAUGUGUUGUGGAAAAGACAACAUCAGCCCAUGGGUUUUGUGGUGGAGUCAGUAUCUGGAUUCAUUACCCAGAAGGCACCUGUCUACCCUUUCCACACAGACAGGCCCUAGGCACGUGCACACAUGCACACACACGCACUGAAGACACAAACAUGCCCAUGGGACUUCUAAAUGUCACAACACCUUACUUUCCAGCGUCAAAUAAUACCACUGUAUCCAACCAAAGAGCCUCUGCCGUUUUUUGGUUCUUUUGCCGAACAAGAAACCUCCUGCCAUUUGCACUGAAGGCAUUUAUCAUCUUCUCCUCUGACCUGUUACAUCUAUUAUAUGAUGUGAAAGUAAAGUGAUCUUUCUGCGUUAACUAUUUAAUUAUUGGUCUCAGGAAGACAUGACUUAAAAUAUACAUCAAAAGUGUCUGAUCUGAAGUUAAUGCAAAAAGAUUUUAAAAAGUAUUAAUUAAAAUAAUAUACUAUUAAUUAACUUUUUACUUCUCCUUUUACUCCUGUCAGUGGUUACAUUGUGCAUAGAAGCUUCCGUCCUUUUUUUAAUACAAAGUGUGCAUGUGUCCAGUUUUGUUUGUCAUUUACAUAGAAGCAAAUAUUUCCCACUGACAUGCUGAAAACAAUGAGCAUCUGUGCCUAAUGUUUAAAUUUGGAGGUUUUUUUUCAUUUCAGUAUGACAAAACAACAAAACAAACUAACCUAACUUUUAAUAACAAUAAUAAUACAUUUUAUUUAUAAGCACCUCUCUGGCCACUCAAGGACACUGUACAAUAAGCAAUAAAACAAUGGAUAAAAUUAACAUACAAUGACAUAACAUAACAAUGGAUGACUAUGAUAGAUUCUUGCACAGUUAAAUUACAGGAUUUUCCUGUACCUUGUUUGAUUCAGUUGUAUGAAGAAUGGAUGCUCACAGAGAUGUAGUUUUUGGCCUCUGACUUUAUGCCUGAGAGCCUAAAGGGCAUCCAGCAGUAGACACAGCACUGCAUUAGUAGCAGUUGACACAAGCUGUGGAACACCAGGCUGGUGAAAUUUCCAUCCACACUAAGUUAGUGAGCUCCAAUUCACAUUCAGAUGAUUUAUUUGCCCUCCGGAUGGCAAUGGCAGCGCACUGUUCGGGUUUCGUCUUCCAACUUCUUUCAUGCCUGUAUUAACCUCUGGCAGUGAACAGAGUGAGAUAUAUCUAUGAUUCUGCUGUACAGAUUCUUCAGUGGCAUACUAAAUCACUCAGAAUAUCAGAUGCAUUUAAAAGUAAAUUAUCCCUCAAUUUAUUCACAAUGUACAACAACACUUGAAUAUUUUAUGACAUUAGCAAAGAACUGAAUUUAAAUGGCUACAACUGUGUUUUUGCAUGUUUAAAUCAAUUGCUACAAAUCCCAUUCCAUAGUAUAUGUUUCCAACCUUUCAAGCCACUCUUUAGUUUCACUUAGUUUUGUACAGCAUUGAAGUCACAUUGCAGACACUUAGAAUUUGGUGUUUAGGUAAUCCAUCAUACUGUGAGCAUCAUGUCUGCGUCUAGUGUUGUCAAAAAGUCAUUAUCAUUGUGUGAAAAUGCAAACUUUUAAGUGCGGACCGAUUUUCUAGUCACUUCAUUACAUCUCUAAAACAAUGCAGCAGCAAAAAGAAACACAGACAUGAUACUAAAUGUUAGUUGUGAUGCCAUUAACAAACUCAAACCAGUUAUAUAAUUCAAGUUGAAAAAACAGGGGCUGGCUAGAAAGUAGUACAACAGAAUUCAUCUGUGCAUCUUAGCAAAAUAUGUUGCUCAAUAAACUCACAUAUGGAACUGCUUGCAAGGCCAGUUAGUAAACUGCACAUUGAACAGGAAAGAUGACUGCUAACAUGCUAGCUAGCAUACACAUUUGAUUUGAUCAGUUCUUACAGUUAAUUCAAGAGAGGUAUUAAACACAUCAGCUUUUGUCUCAUGUCUAUUUUGUAGAGCAGAUUAGGGGAGGUUAAAUAAAACUGGAAUUGCUUAGCCAUGAUAUCUUUCUCCAUUUUGACUUUUGACUUGAAAGUGAAGGGUGGCUUUCCAAAGUCUAGCUAAAAUUUUCCCACUAUUAAUGACAGUUUCAUUGGAUUGGACAAUCUGAAACACACCAGUAUGAUCUUAGAAAGCUGAAUUUAAAAGUAACUCUGAAACUAAAUAAAACUAACUUUUUUAUUGGAGGAGAACAGAGCACAGCAAUUUGAUUAAGCGCCCUACUUGUGCUUCAUCCCACUGAACUCAGUUAUGCAAAAGGUGUAGUCCUUCACAAGCCAAAAAUGUGUCUCAUCUCACAUAGGAUCAUUUGAUUUGCUCUGUCUUUGUUUCUUGCAUUCAAACCUCUCCACUGUCUCUCUCUCUGAUCCACUCUGCCCGCCCUCUCUCUGCAACACUGAAGCUCUAAAGCUAUUAGUGGUUUAUAAGGUGCAGACAGGAUUGAUGCUUCCACAGAGGAGAACUAUGAGAAGCUCACUCCGUGUGUGUGUGUGUGUGUGUGUGUGUGUGUGUGGUGUGUGUGUGUGUGUGUGGGCAUGUAUAUGUGUUUGUGAUUUUCACAACCUGUCCCUACUGCUGAUGAAUUACCAAUAACCCUCAAACAACCAGUGGGAAAUCACAUCAGCAAGCGAGGCCAAGAGGGUAGUGGGUUAUGUAGUUUAUGUCCUGCCUCAGUCCCAAUAAUAAAUAAUAGAUUCCCAUAUGCUGCGGUGAAGAAGAGAUUUGUGGGUAAUGUAGUCUUAGGCCAUGCAAGAGAGGUUUAUGGGCGAUAAUGUUUUUUCUUCUUUUUUUUUGGUGGCUGGCUCUGGUGUGGAUAAUACAAUCAGUGGUCCAUUCAGGUAACAAAGGUCCUGUGUUGCUGUUUUUGUGGGCAGCAGGUGGCAUCACAAAAGAAAUGUUUGUGCCAACUCAAUACCUUAGCAACAUAAAACAGCUGUUGAAAUGUCACAGUGGCAGCCAAAUGAAGAACUAUUCAGAUUGAAUUUCAUUCCCAAAAUUUAGUGCCAAAUGUUUCCCACGUAAGAUUUAAAUGAGCUCCUGUGGUGUCUUUUUGCUGACUUAUUUAUGCAUCAAAUUUAGAAGUAGAGUUUUGCCUGCAAAUGCUUUUGGGUCGUGUUAUAAUAUGUUCAGUUCCUACUCAGCUUUGCCAAGUGAUGAAAUGAGCACUUAAGCCUCUGCAAAGUCAAGGAAAUCCCUGCUCUGCUGCUUGACUGAGAGAGAAGUCAGAAAGCCGCAGGGCACAUGACCACAAUGAACUUGGGUAGAAUUAAGGAGGCAGAGUAUAAACUGGUAAAAGUCCUUACACCCGUGCUCUCAGUGCUGUAGCUUUUAAUGUCCAUUUAACCCAUCUGUUCAUUCUGCAUCAAUACCAACCAACACCUGUCAAUACUGUACAGAUCACCUACAGCAAAUGUGUGUGUGUGUGUGUGUGUGUGUGUGUGUGUGUGUGUGUGUGUGUGUGCGUGCGUGCGUGUGUGUGUGUGUGUGCUGUAUUUUACUGAGCACUGUGAGUAAAAUGUAUCUGCUGUAACUCCCUCACUGCUGUGAUAAUUUAUUGAACAUUGUAUUUAUACAUAAGAGAAAUGAUAAUAAAGCACCACAUGAGUAACGUGA